Sander lucioperca (pikeperch) is the source of this 1666-nucleotide messenger RNA. RefSeq names its product V-set domain containing T cell activation inhibitor 1 (gene vtcn1). The record is from RefSeq and is a predicted model, not a curated record. The coding region runs from base 139 to 960 and encodes 273 amino acids. The transcript is spliced from 5 exons. NCBI's taxonomy places the organism in Eukaryota, Metazoa, Chordata, Actinopteri, Perciformes, Percidae.
CAGUCAUUCUGUGGAAGUAGAAGAAGUCUGUGUGGCAGUAGAGUAUGUGUGGGGAUUAUUUUUGGAGGAAUGGGGGAUCAUUGACUUAAGCAACAGGAUCAAAUCGUUUCUUCUUCUCAAGAGGUUUCAUCAGCAGCCAUGGCAUCCUUUAGCCAGAUCAUCUUCGGCAGCAUGAUUACCCUCAUCGUCUUAUUCUCGGCCAUCAUCAUCCUCAUCUUAGCCCUGUCCCUCUCAGGCACCUUGUCCCAGGUGAUAAGCACCAACACGUUGCCCGUUGCCAACCUCGGCGAGGAUCAGCUUCUCAGCUGCUUUCUGAACACUAAAAGUCAACCAGCCGGACUCACAGACGUGUCAGUCACCUGGGAGAAGAAGGGCCUGACGGGAACCGUUUACCUCUAUCAGAAUGGAGCUCCGGAUCUUGCCAACCAGAACUCUCAGUUCAAAGGGAGAACUCAGCUCUUCCUCGAUGCUUUGACCACGGGGAAUGCCUCUCUGCUGCUGAGGGGUGUGACACUCGGUGACGAGGGGGAGUACACCUGCAGCAUCAGCUCCUCUGGCGGUGGAGGGAACGUCAACAUUUACCUCAGAACAGCAGCCUUUUCAGCCCCAACAUUUAAAUUCACAAAUGGCACCCUGGCUGCUGAGGCAACCAGGUGGUUCCCUAAACCAAACGUGACAUGGUCGAACUAUGGCGGGGUCGUCCUGCGUGGAAGCACGAGCUUCACAUCAAACUCUGCAGGGAUAUUCGGUGUGGUCAGCACGCUGCAGUCAAUCAACGUCAGCGACACCUACACCUGCACGAUAGAAAAUUACCUGGUGACCAGCAUCUCUAAGGCAACUGUAACAGAUACUGGUGUUUCAGGGAACACAUACUUCAUCUACAGUGCUGCAUCAUCCCUGCUGGUAUCAACUUACCUGAGCAUGACGACCAGUGUCCUCCACAUCUAUUAUCUGACCUAAUUAAACACACACACACACACACACACACACACACACACACACACACACACACACACACACACACAGACUCAUAAGGUGAAAACAAUACCUGCAUAAUUGUCAGUAGGAGGUUCACAGUAGUGCAGUAGUAAAUACAAAUAAGCAUGUCACUUCUCUCUCUCUCUCUCUCUCUCUCUCUCUCUCUCUCUCUCUCUCUCUCUCUCUCUCUCUCUCUACCUGGGUGUGAAUCUCUUUGUGUGUGCAUGUGUUGUAUUCAGUGACACGAUUUGACAGUAAUGAUUCAACGUACAUAAAAGCUAGUAAUUUCUGAAGGUUAUGUUAUUUGGUUUCAAUGUAUUACAGUGGGUGUUGUUGCUGUGUAACAGAUUUGCCUCUCGUGGUGCAUUUUCUCAGUCAACAUUUUCUUUUUCUUUUCUCAGAUGUAUGUGUCAUGUUUUAAGUGAAGAGUCCAUCUAGAUUAUGUGUAGGCCUGCUAAACAUUUCUAAAUUGCUUUUAGCUUGAGAUUAUUUUUUAUUUGUCUACAACAUACAGUUAAAUGAAUCGCCAUCCAUGUGGAGAAACUGCAGAAAAAUUAGAAUACCGUAAAGAAAUGAAACUGUUUCAGCAUAUGUGACUGUGACCCAUAGAACGGGUUUAUCGUAUCAAUUAGUAGCCUUCUGUUUUUUUGUAUUACUGAGUUAAUAAGUACAACAAAUUUCAAUUGUU